Lepisosteus oculatus (spotted gar) is the source of this 1581-nucleotide messenger RNA. RefSeq names its product lysophosphatidic acid receptor 5a (gene lpar5a). Gene Ontology annotation, cellular component: membrane. Lineage: Eukaryota; Metazoa; Chordata; Actinopteri; Semionotiformes; Lepisosteidae. The record is from RefSeq and is a predicted model, not a curated record. Gene Ontology annotation, biological process: G protein-coupled receptor signaling pathway; behavioral response to pain. Gene Ontology annotation, molecular function: G protein-coupled receptor activity.
AUGAUUACGAAAAGACAACUUGAGAACGCAACAUGCGUUUUAGAUCCUUCACAUUUCCGAUACCCUCUAUUUACAGUGACUUACAGUGUGGUGCUGGUCCUCGGCUUGCCGUUGAAUGCUGUGUCCUUGUGGUGCCUCUUCAGGAGAUUGAAGCUUCAGUCUGUUCCAGUCGUUUACAUGACCAACCUGGCCAUCUCGGACCUGCUCUUUGUCCUUUCUCUGCCUCUGAGGAUUUACUACUUCAGCACAGCGACCUGGCCUUUUGGACAAAUCCUCUGUAUGGUACCAGGUACUCUGUUCUCCGUGAACAUUUACUCCAGCUCUUUGUUCAUUACUCUGAUCAGUGUGGAUCGCUUCUUGGCUGUUGUUUACCCUCUCAGGUCACGGGCGAUUCGCACUACCAAGUUUGCAGCAAUAGCUUGUGGAUCAGUUUGGGUUUUCAUCUUGGGGCUCAGCAUCCCCGUUGCUCUGAACCACUCGACGAGCUAUGACACGUGCCACAACAUCACCCGCUGUUUUGAAAGCUUUUCUCCCAACAGCUGGUAUUUUGGUUUCAUUAUUCUCUGUCUCAUCACAGGAGUGGGGAUUCUUAUACCGUUCGUUAUCAUCGCAAGCUCGACACUUGUGGUGAUAUGGAAAAUCAGAAAUGAAACACACUGCUCAAUGCCUGACAACAAAAAAAAGAUCACCAGGAUGUUUAUAGCAAAUCUGCUCAUGUAUGCCUUUUGCUUCAUCCCAUUUCAUGCUGCAUUCAUUCUUUAUGGUUUGUACAAACUGGACAUCAUUGCAUAUAACUUUUUAGACAUCCAAACAAUUACAAUGUGCUUUGCUAGUGCAAACAGCUGUCUGGACCCCAUCAUUUAUUAUUUUGUUUUGAGAGCCUUUAAGAAACGAAAGGAUGACAAUUUGGAGCUGAGAACACUGCGAACCUCUGUGUUACAGAGGUAAGAUGUGUUUGCUUGAAAUCCAAGGCAGCUAUUGGCACAAUCAAGAGGAAAAGAAGAUAAUACAGAGGACGUCAUCUUCAAAAACAACAUAGACUGGAUGUAACACAACACCUAAAAGCUGAACUGCGGUGAGAGAACAAAAGACUUUAUUCAUACUGUGUCACUGAAACAUAAAAGAGGAGCUACCUGCCCUUAGCUUCUGGUUUCAAUGGGUCUUAAAAAUUAGAAAUCUGCAUGAGAUCUGCGCAAAGUAAGUGUCAGAAACUGAAGCUGUCACCACCCAAAACUAGGUCUUGUUCUUAUAACUCAUACUUCCUUUUUGUGGUUGACCUUAGUAAGAAAUGCAGAAUGUCUCUCAAUCAUUAUAAUGUUUUUAAAAAACUUUUUUAUCACUGUGGAAAGAAAACAGAGCCAAGCAUUUCUGAGAUUAUUUCAGAGGUCAUCUCAUGUAUGAACAAUGAUGCAAGAGUCCAGACAGAAAUCCUGUGUAGGUUUAAAACAAUUUUGGUUAUUUUAAAAAUAAUUGAAGCUUGGAAGUUCACAACAAUUCAAAACAGUACUUAAAACAGUAAGCCAGCAGCCAUAUCACCCUGCAACUCACAGCUGUCAGCCCACUGGAGCUCAACAGGUGUGA